AUGCUGACCUCACGCUUUAUCGGCGAUGUGGACCCCCCUCAAGACGCCGACUGUCGCCCUCGGCGUUCAGCAUUCCGCAAGCCAGGUGGUAACACAGGCGGCACACAAAGACACCGCCAAGACCAAUCUCUUGGAAGACAGCAGGGGGGCACUCGACUCUUCAACACGCCUCGGAGCCCGGAGGCGCUAUCAACCCUGACCAUUCUCUCGUCGAGGUUGCAGACCGGGACGACGGACCCUGGCGCGGAGGAACUGUUCACUGUUGGCGUGACGCCAGUUAUCACUGACCCUGUCAACGGCGAGGUCACGCUUCCUGAGCAGGUCGUGAGCGUCAAUGGAGACCAAGUGGCUUAUGUAUCGGUUCCCCUUACGAGCGAUCAGCUCAACGCCGACAACACCGCUCUCUGCGACGACCAGGAUGGUACGAACGCCAACAAUGAAGUAGUUUCGGAGACCGACCUUGCCUUCGAAGGACUACGGCCUUCCGGCGAGCUCGGAGGGAUGCUGGGUGACACCGCUCGCUACGUCAUUGGCGACGACGGCAAGCCCGUUACCAGCGGUAUGGAGGCGCUGCACGGCCCGGUGGAUACAUACCGCGUGUCUGGCCCCUUCGGUGUCGACUUUUAACAGAUGCACGGUGGUGCUGUGGAGCAAGAGACCGUCUUUGCGUGAUCACGGCGUAUGCGUGCUGUUGACAAGCUUGCUUGUUGAGGAGGCAUAAGGAAUUGGCAUUCACUGCGCGUGAGCUCAAAGCAUCACAUGUUUUUGCAUCUGAAAAGAUUUCGUGUGGAGAACGACGUAUCAUUCUUCGUUGUUUGCAUACAGAUCUGAAUGGAGAACAGGGAGCUGUGUCAUCCUGCUGACGGAGUAUCAUGCAAGUGUUGGGUUAACUAUCGGGGGGAGUUGUAUCAUGGUACGGACACAAGCUCCACACUUUUUAGAGGGUUCAACAGUACGGUCACAUCUGAGCGAGAGCAGGUUACUACUGUAGAGAAACCAGAGUCUACUAUCGUUUACAGGCGCUCGCAAACAAGAACUUGCCUAUUGUAGGCGUUUCUCCAUGAGUUGCCGCCGCUCUUAGACGGAAAUGAUCACAUGUCGUAUCUGAACCACUUGUUGAAGUACAGUAUGUAGCGAGUCAGCCUUCUCAUUUUCGGUCUCGGACGAAGCCGCUGCGCAUCCAGAUGUACCGCAUCCGGGGUGAAAAAGUGUAGGUAGCGGGGUGGUGUGGAGAAGACGUACUCUGUACUUGAGGCUGUUCUUUCCGGAUUUUUCGUUUUUUCAGCAGGACUUUCAAGAGGGGUGGGCACAGCCAGGGGAGACCCGGCUUUGAAAAUUGUAUCGAUUCAGAUGUUGUCAACGAGGCAAACGGUCGGCGGUCUGUUUCUGGGGUGAUGAAAAUAGUGAUGCUCCCUAUCUACAUAGUGCAUGUGUGAUCUCUUUGGUAAUGUUGUACGUUGACAGAUGAGAUCCCUAGGGAUGGAGCGAGCUCUUUUGAAGGGUAAGGGCCUCGUGGUC
Messenger RNA from Ectocarpus siliculosus, 1518 nucleotides. NCBI's taxonomy places the organism in Eukaryota, Phaeophyceae, Ectocarpales, Ectocarpaceae. The record is from the annotation of a GenBank genome assembly.